Molecule: messenger RNA, 1032 nt
Organism: Mercenaria mercenaria
Lineage: Eukaryota; Metazoa; Mollusca; Bivalvia; Venerida; Veneridae
Exons: 9
Coding region: 101-943 (280 amino acids)
Source: RefSeq, a predicted model, not a curated record
GACGUUGUUUCUAAGCGACGUUUCAUUGACAUUAGCAUCAAUAAGUGAGAGUAUCCACAUACAAGAAUUUCAAGCGACAUUUUAGCGAUUUAUUCGAGACAUGGAGACAAUUUUGAUUCCAAGAGUGUCUACACUGACAAAAGAUAUGGGAAUAUUUUCCAACCUUGCAAAGUUUUCCGCCGUCACUGGAUAUGUUCCAAGUGUAAUCACAACAUCAGAUUUUGAGUACUACCCAAGCAGACAUGGCAAUAGAUUCACAAGCUUCCUUCGUUCUUUGAGAAACUCUGUACUCAAGAGAUCCAGACCAGGUUACGUCACCCUUGCCUCUGACGAAUUUAAAUAUACACUGUUUUCAUCUGAGGCACGCACUGAGUUGAGGGGGCGCAAGCGGACAUUGGUUAAGUUAAUAAAGAAACAUGAAAUAGCCCUGGUAGCACUGAGAGAAGCUAGAAUGAAAUGUUGGAAGUCAAAGGAUAAGACUGAGAAAUACAGGUUGAUAUUAGAGACACAGAGAUCGUCAUUGAAAUACAACCAAGAUGAACUGAAAAUCAGAACCGCUGCUAUUAAGGAUAUGGAAAUUAUGUUUGACAAAUGGAUGGCCAUUCACGGAAAUCAUCAUAUUGAGUUUGAAACAAAAUUCCUUGAUGAAAUCAAAUACAGAGAAAAAAUACAGAAGAUUUCGAAAGACGUUGAAGUCGAUAUACUUGAGAUGUUGACAGAAGCCAUCCAAACUAUGAUGAGCAAUAACAAACAGUAUAUAAGUGAUACAGAUAUAGACAAACUUUCACAGCAACUAUACAGUCAGACAAGCCGUUCAUACAAGUUCACUCAAGCUCAGAACAUACCAUGCCAGAAAGUCUGGAUUGAAAAGCCACAGUAUGAAAACAGCAGUUUGAGUAGAGAAGACAUCAGCAAAAAGCUUCUUCAGAGGAAGAUCGAUUAAUGAAUAUUAUUAAGAUAUUAGAUUAUUUAUAACGAAUUGGGCGCAAAAAAGAAUAGACAUAAAUAUUAAAUAUGUCUCUUUGCUCAGAA